CUCUGCCAGAGGCAUGGCAGGAGUCUAAUCGUGGGUCCCUUGAUCUUGACUCCAUUCAGCUCCCUUGUCUAGAUCCGAUCCGUAGCUGGCCAGGGCCGAGGCCGAGCACAUGUUCUGUAUUCGGGAUUUCUUCAGAGGGGAGUCCGGCCGGGUCAGUCCGAGGGUGACCCAGACUGCCGAGGCCGAUCGCAUGAUACUUGCCGAGGCGAUCUCCGAUGGUCCAUCUUGGUUUUUGCCAAGUGGGCCUUGGCAUAGUUGGGCUGGGCCAUUUUUCUGUUGGGCUGGAUACCCCCAUUCCCGGAGGGGAGUCCCCUGGUCUUUGGAUCUGUUCCGUUACAUGUUCAAGAUCUCCAAAGUGGGGGCUCUUGAGGGAAAUUCGUAUGCCGUCGUUUCCUCCCAGGCCGAUUGUGGCAUGGCCGUCUUUCCCUCAUCCCUGAAACUCUGGAAGGCCAAAUUUGUCUUUGUUUCUGGCUUUCCCGGGGACCGGCAUCCCUUCCGCGCCAGGUUUCCCGAAUGUCAUACAUUCAUUCGUCAUCCUCGGCUUGCGGUCACUCCCGAGCUCCAGGCACACGCGCAAAAACUGUUGGAAGACUGUUGGCCUAAACCGCCUCACGUGUAUACGGUGUGUACGGAGCAGAACUUGGCAGAGUGCUCCGAGGUCGGAGGAUCUGGAGUCGGGGGCGAAGAAGUGGAGGACGACGAGGAGGUGGAAUCCGACGAAGAAUCAGAACAGCCACCCUAUUCCGAGGGGAUUGCUGACGUGGAUCCUUCCGUAGGAGAUAUGAAUCCGGUGGAUAUGAUCCGCAAGGCCAAGCUGCUGGCUCGAAAUCGCAGCAGAGGAGAAGAGGUGCAACAGAAAAUGUCUUCUGAGAACGCAUCUGGGCCCAUUGUUCCCGUCCCGAACCCGGAGACGGCCUCGACCCGGAACCUGAGGAAGAGGAAGGUUAUCCAAGUCGAGGAUGAAGAUACCGCGUCCGAGUAGGACAUGGUCCCAAAUCAGGACCCGAUGAGCAAACGGCCGACUGGCCCUCUCGGUGGGAAGUGUCCCAAUUCC
Messenger RNA from Cuscuta campestris, 1054 nucleotides. The record is from the annotation of a GenBank genome assembly. Lineage: Eukaryota; Viridiplantae; Streptophyta; Magnoliopsida; Solanales; Convolvulaceae.